This is a messenger RNA of Halichondria panicea, 1621 nucleotides long. RefSeq lists its product as uncharacterized. Gene Ontology annotation, molecular function: 3'-5'-DNA exonuclease activity; nucleic acid binding. The transcript has 6 exons. The record is from RefSeq and is a predicted model, not a curated record. Gene Ontology annotation, biological process: DNA catabolic process. Gene Ontology annotation, cellular component: cytoplasm. Bases 1 to 981 code for a protein of 326 amino acids. Lineage: Eukaryota; Metazoa; Porifera; Demospongiae; Suberitida; Halichondriidae.
AUGGGGGUCGAUGUACCACUAGACGCUGUGACAUCACUAUUGAGGGAGCAGCAGGAGUGGGAUUCUGAUCGCAUAAGAAGAUCAUCAAAAGAACAUAUCCACAAGAGGAACCUCCAGAAGAAGGCAAGGAAAACACACCACGAGCAAGAGAAAUCUUACAUGGAGACUCUGCGGGGGUUAGGGAGUGCUGUGGGGGAAUACAUUGGUGAUGGUCAGGGAGAGUCCUCUACAGUGGAGCCACCACUUACAUCUGCUGAUAUUGACAUUGUCGAUGCUGAGUCAGGAGUUGAUGACCAGUCACAGAAUGACGAAGAGGCCUCUCUCUGCUUCAUUGACUGGCUGGCCACUACCACUGCACAUGUCAGUGAAGUUACAGGCAUUCCUCACUACCCAGUUCUUGUAGCUCACAAUGGGUUCUCGUUUGACUUCCCCGUUCUUUUGGCUGAGGUAGAGCGUCGUCCGGAGAGUCUAGCCACUAGUAUUUUUGAAGCCAAAAACAUCCACUUUAGUGAUACGCUCCCUCUGUUACGACAGAUGAAGAAAAAUGGGGACAGUCACCUCGCUGGCAAGAAACUUGGGAUGGGGGACCUAUACCUACACACGCUAGGAACUUGUCUGGAAGGGGCUCAUAGGGCAUUUCCAGAUGUUCUGGCGAUGGAGGCAGUUAUGACACAUCAGUCGCUGAUCAGCUGCCCCCCCAACCUCCCUGUUCGGUCUGCCAAGAAGCAGAUGGAGCUGUGGACCUCACAAAAGCAGAGGUUCCACCAAGCUGAUGCCCUCAUCAGGUCUCUGGGGAAGCCAAGCAUCACUGCAGCCCAGGCAAAAAGGCUGAUCCAACUUGGCUUGGAACACAGCGCUUUGGUGACACUGAGGCCAAAGAGUAGUACUCCAGAGGCAUUCAUGGAAGCUCUGAAGGGGAAGGGAGUUAAAAGCAAGGCCCUGUGUAUCAAGCUAGCAAAGCUUGUUCAUAGCUUACCUUAGUUCAUCACAACAGCAGCUAACCCUGGCAGAAGUCUGUGAGUCAAGAAAUUGUCUGCGCUGUCUGUAGCCCCAGCGUUGCUUCUUCAGGCUGCUACCAACAAACCGGCUCUUCUAAGAGCCACCACAACGAUAAAAGUCUGCACCUACGUACGCAAAUUGGGGCGUGGUCUUACAGGCUUACGCUUAAUUUAUAUUCUAGCGUACGCGUACGCUAGAGCCAGAUAUAAAAAGUGUUCGAUCUGACUAUCUACAUACAGGACUUGGUCUAUAUUUAGCAUGCUGCUAUAAUUAGGUAAGGUGAACAAAGUUACGGGCUGACUUUGUCCAUAUACAGUCUAGAUUUUUCUCUAGAGGGUGGGUCAUGACAAAAAAUUCUCAUAAAUAGAUAACAAAGGGAUUUUAUAACAAAAGCUCUCCGUAAUGUUGAAGAGCUGUGUGUAGUGCACCUGCAAACAAACAAUCAAGUCCAUAGCUCUACUGGUUUCCUAAGCGGAACUUCUUUUAGCUAUAUUAUGAUGAAAAUCAAGUGUAAAAUCUGUUGUCAUCAUCCUUUCCUCUCUAUUUUUGGAAUGCACACUAGUAGAGUGUUGCUUCAUAAUUCUGUGAAGGAUCCAUGUCUCCCCUGCAGGUAGUUCAUAGU